GCGUUGCAUCGGGAAUGAAUCUAAGGAGAGCUUCCCAAGGAAUUACGCGUCAAAACCGGAAAAGCGCUUCACGUUUGAAAUCGCAGGCUACCCGGUGCUAAUUAUUGUAAGGUGAUUUCAAUUUAGUAACUUACAGAACAAAAACAUUUGUUUAUGUGCAGUCAUGGAGCGCACCGCAUUAGUCCUGCCGCGCGUACAGCCCGCACCGCGAUCAGCGCGUAAAAGCGAGUGGCUCCGGAGCGCCCUGGCCCAUCACCACUGUCCCGAUCCCGGCGUGGAGAACGAAAUCGUUGUCUUGGCCACUGGAAUAGACCAGUACCUGCAGGAGGUCUUCCACCACCUCGCUUACUCCAACAGAGGCGGUACUGUAUCGGCGGAGGAUUUCACCACGCUCUGUGCCGUGCUGGGGCUCACCGGAGUGGGGAAGAGGACGAUGAAAGGAUAUGAAGGUGCUGUAGAUGGAGAAGAAAAUAUAGAAGAUGAAGAGUUUAGAGAUGUGUGCUCUGGGCUGCCCUGUCAGCUGUCUUUUAAAGACUUUCACUCGCGGCUCUGUGGGUAUUUCCGUGUACGCAGUGCGCGGAGAGGCACCGGGGAGUGUGUCUGGCGCUUGCCCGUUACUGAAGACACGGAGCUGGUAGAGAGACAGAUCAGGCUCAGGUGGCCGCGAACCAGACGGAGAAAGUGUGUCACUUUUGAUCUGACGAGAGACCAGAGUGGACCUGGAAAUAGGUCUUUUCGAACCACAGACAAACGAGAGACAGAUGAGGUAUUGGCUCUGAGGGAGCUGGUGGAGGACCUCCGCUCAGCACUGCAGGGGAGUGAUGCUCGCUGCCUGGCACUGGAGGUGGCGCUCCGACGGGAGAGGAGCUGCACCCUCACUGCUCCAUCCAGGUUUAACACCUCAGUUUCAACUCAUGCAACUUCCAUCACCCUCAAAGAGGGAAAACUGGUACCAACACACAGAAUUAAAGGACAGUGUGGUGGUGCCAGAGAAGAUGGAGUGAGGAGGGUGGCAAACAGACUGGACAUCAGGGACCCCCUUCUGAGGGAGCUGAAGCUGAUCCGCUCCUCACGUGACGGGCAGCUGGAGGAGGCUAUGAAAUUCAAUGAGCACCUGGAGGAGGAGCUGCGAUGGGCGUACCAGGAGGUGCGCAAGCUGCAGGGGUUGGAGUUUGCACUGAGGAAGGAGAAUGCUCAGAUCAGGAGGCGGACGGAGGAGGCCAGGGAAGCCCUGAGCCUGGGACUACAGAGGGUUCACCAGAUCCAGGAACAGGCUCAGUCUGAGCCUCAGCUCCAGUCCAGGAUCAUCCAGCUGGAGACUGAGCUGCACCAGUACCGUUCCUGCUGUACCUGCAUCUCUGACGCCGCCCAUCAACAGAUUUAUUCAGCUGGAGCAGAAGACACCUGUAGCAAAAUAGAUGCAGAGUACCUGCAGAGAGCAGUGGAAGGAAGGGCUGCUUCUGAUGAAGAGGAGGAGGACAGGGGGGCGAGGGAGGAAGGACAGUGCUGUCUGUUAGAUGUGAAGAAGCAUAACAGCCAACUGCACGUUUGUGGCAAAGGAUGUCACAACCAUGUAGUCCAUCGUCUUCUGUCUCAGAGUCACCUGCAGGAUAAUAACCUCAUCAGCACUUCUUGGGACAACAGGGGGUGCUGCAGCUGUAGAGGACUCAACCAAGAGCAGCCAGAGGGCAGCAGAGGCUUGGAAGCAGAAAAGAGGCCUGAGGAAGAGGAGGACAAGACGAGAAGGCAGGAGGAGAAGGAAAAGACACGUCUCUCUUUGCUGGAGGAGAAACUCACAGAUGCCCUCACACUGCUGCAGCAGCUGCGGAACAAGAAUAUGUCCCACAAUGCCCUGGGGAAGAUUGUAAUGGACACUUUGGAUGAGUACCACAAGAGUGGAGAUGGUCCAUCCCAGGUCCUGCAGGUAGCUGAUGCCCUCUGCCUCCAGUUGUCCUCCAGUGAUCUCCUUGGAGAUGGCAAGGAGGAUGGAGGAGGAGGAGCGAACAGAGAGAAACUCUUGGCUCCAUCUUCAGGGCAUCAAACCAGCAGUCUCAACUCUCUGCUGAUCUCCUGUUAAAUAAGCUAACACUAUGGCCCUUAUCCUUUCAGUUUGUGCUUUCCCUUGAAUUUAUCUUUGGCGUUUUUGCACCUGCUACAAUACAGUUAUGUACUCCAUGCUUUGAAAGUGGUUCACUGCAUUGAAAGAUUAAUUAUAUUGACUUUAUCAAAUCAAUUUGUGUUUCAUUUAGUAUUUAUUUAAAUUUAAUGAUUAAAUAUUUCAUCCAAACCAGUUGAUCUCUGUUGAGUUGAUACAGAGAGAUCUGACAAUAUGAUUAGAGGUCAGAGUUGGAUUUCACAGUCUGGGGUUUCUGCUACAUAGUGGCUUUCUCAGCGGAAUAUACUGUCUUUUGAUAAAACCCAACAGCAUCUCGUGUUUACAAGGCCAUGUACUGCUGUAUCAUGGGAAAUCCACAGGGAGGUAGUGAUUUAGUCAUUUCAAAACUGAUCUGCUGGACAUUAAAAUGUUAAAACACAUGGAGCUGCAAGUUUAAAAUGCAAACUGUUUAACAUAUUUAAUUUAUUGUACUUAUAACCUGAACCUAUUAAAAGAUAUUAAAGAGGA
This is a messenger RNA of Monopterus albus (swamp eel), 2623 nucleotides long. RefSeq names its product EF-hand and coiled-coil domain-containing protein 1. The transcript has 9 exons. NCBI's taxonomy places the organism in Eukaryota, Metazoa, Chordata, Actinopteri, Synbranchiformes, Synbranchidae. The coding region runs from base 164 to 2077 and encodes 637 amino acids. The record is from RefSeq and is a predicted model, not a curated record.